Durio zibethinus is the source of this 1890-nucleotide messenger RNA. Its product is annotated as 2-oxoglutarate-dependent dioxygenase 21, chloroplastic-like. Lineage: Eukaryota; Viridiplantae; Streptophyta; Magnoliopsida; Malvales; Malvaceae. The record is from RefSeq and is a predicted model, not a curated record.
UUAUAGAUCAUAUCCUGCCUAGACGCUAGCUAUGGGCAACGAGUUGGUUCCUCCAUACUGUCAUCCACCGCCUGGCUCGAAAUGAAGCAAAUGAUAAGCCCGCAGAGAAAGAAAGGACAAUUGGACGACAGGGAAAUUUCAGGCUUUGACCCAACAGGAACCAAGAAAGCCUCGUUUCAACUGAAAAUUAUGGUUCUACCAAGUCCAAUUUAGGAUAUUGCGACUGCUUCGUUUAUACAAACAAAAUUGAUCUUCUUAGACGACCGACUUUCAGCUCCAUUUUCAAACAAGGUGAACGCAGCAACAUAAAAUGAUACAAAUUCAAUGUUAACCACAUCAUCAGGAUGUCUUACAAGCAUAAGUUUAAAAGAAACAUUUAUUUUAAUCGAUAGAGUUUGUCUUGUACUACUAUUUGCCACAUGAAUAUCCAUCGGAGCCUCACGUCUGCCUUUGAAAAUAUGGUAAUAUAUUAUAACUUCAAGCUCCAUAUUGGUGUGCAAGAGAGUCACCCCCAACUGUAUAGCAUCGUUGUUUUUGGUACCCAUUCAGGUUCAGCAUCACAGCUUUGUGUUUGUCCCAUGUUCACUUCGGCUUUUGACACCACCAUGCUUAAAGUUAUUUCGAGGAUUUUCUAUUGCUAUCUCCUGCCUUCUGCACAUGAACGAACAAAAGUCUCCUUAAUACUUAAAAAUCACCGUUUCAUAUUUCUAUAAAUAUACAUUGCAACUGUACAAGGAAACUUAAUGAGAUAGACAUGAUCUUUAGGAAAACUUACCUUAGAUCCAGCAUAUAAACAGGCACUGUCUGAUCAUUCACCAUAUAGUAAUAGCAAAAGAACCUAAGUAUGGAAGGAGAGGGAGACUGCUUGUUUACUAGUGCAAUGACACUUACCAAGAUGAGGGUACCUCAUGUGCCUCAACGCUAUCCAUCACAACGACCAAACCCUACUCUCGACCUCACUACCACCCUUCCCAUUGUAGACCUUUCCUCCUUACACCAUGCUUCUCAAAGGUCUCUCACACUUGAUAAGAUACAAAGUGCAUGUAAGGAACUUGGGUUUUUUCAGGUAAUAAACCACGGCAUCCCUCUUUCCGUCAUGAAUGAUGCCCUAGAUGCUGCAACAGAGUUUUUCAACUUGUCUCUUGAGGAGAAAAUGCCGCUGUUGUCAGAUAAUGUGCAUGAACCUGUAAGGUAUGGCACCGGUUUGAAUCAUGCAAGCGAUAAAGUUCACUUUUGGAGAGACUUAAUCAAGCAUUACUCCCAUCCUAUUUCGGACUGGAUCCAUCUAUGGCCUUCAAAUCCUCCAAGUUACAAGGAUAAAAUGGGAAACUAUGCAAAGGCAGUACAAGUGCUACAAAAGCAACUAAUGGAAGCCAUCUUAAAAACUUUAGGGUUAAACUUUGGCAACUUACAAAAGGAAAUUGAAGAAGGAAAUCAACUCAUGGCCAUUAAUUGCUAUCCAGCAUGUCCUGAACCAGACAUUACAUUAGGUAUGCCACCACAUUCGGAUUAUGACACUAUCCUGCUCCAGUGUAGCCCAGGGCUACAGCUACGGGACAACAAGAAGAAUUGGCUCUCAGUUCCACUUGUUGAAGGUGCCUUAAUGGUCCAAUUGGGAGAUGAAAUAGAAGUGAUGAGCAAUGGACAUUAUAAGAGUGUUGUUCAUCAAGUGACUCUUAGCGCAGAGAAUAAGCGGCUUUCCAUAGCGAGUCUUCACAGUCUACCUUUAAACAAGAAAAUAGGACCAGCACCAGAGCUUGUGGAUGAGCAACACCCUGUCUCCUACAAAGAGUUCAGUUUCAGAGACUUUCUUGAUUUUAUCUCAUGCAACAACAUUGCAGACAGAAGAUUCAUCGAUUCAAUCAAGAAGACUGCAUGAAAGGAAAUGCA